AUGGUGAAAGAUAUGGCAAAUGCAUUUUCCUAUAUGCAUCAAGAUUGUUCUCCUUCAAUAGUUCAUCGAGACAUAUCUAGGAAAAGCAUUUUGUUAGAUUCCGAGUAUCAAGCUGGCAUCUCUAACUUUGGCACUGCAAGACUCACCAGCCUGAUUCAUCUAAUUGGACUACAUUUGCAGGAACUUAUGGAUAUGCUACUCCAGCCACGACUUCAGUUAUCAUCGGAGCAGCUUCAUGGCCUUCCAUUUUUGGAGCUACAGAUCUAUAAAUACUUGCAUAUGGCCGAUGAAGGCCGCCAGCUUCUCAGCAACCAGUUUCUCUUGGAGGAUUUUUUACUCUUCAUUUCUGGAAUACAUGCUGCAUCUCAUCAAAUGCAUGCAGUAUUCGGUAAUGGAAGUGAAGGGAGAGCCCUUUUAACAUGGAAAGCCAGUCUUGACAAUCAUAGCCAAUCUCAGUUGUCAUCCUGGUCGUCUUCUGCCAGUCCUUGCAGCAGUUGGAUUGGAAUUCGAUGCAACAAAGCUGGAAGAAUAUCGGCAAUUAACAUCACCAGUUCUGGCAUCAAAGGUACACUUGAUCAUCUAAAUUUCUCGUCUCUAGCCCAUCUAACCAGCAUUGAUCUUAUUGAUAAUGCACUCUAUGGGACCAUCCCAUCCAACAUUGGGAACCUUUCCAGGCUAACAUUUCUUCGCUUGGAGUCAAAUCAUUUCUUUGGUGUUAUCCCAGUGCAAAUCAGCCAACUAACCCAUCUUAGGUUCUUGUACCUUUACAAUAACUCAUUCCAUGGCUCCAUCCCUGAAGAACUUAUGUCUCUCAGGUCUCUUGUUGAACUCGAUCUGGUACAGAAUGAGUUUACAGGAUCAAUCCCGACGGCUGUGGAAAAUUUAACCAACCUAAACCUUCUAGCCCUACGCGUCAACAAACUUUCAGGACGUAUUCCUGUGGGGAUUGGAAACUUGACAAAACUCAAUCAAUUAUCUCUUGAAACUAACCAGCUAUCAGGUUCCAUUCCAGAAGAAAUUCUGAAACUCGGGUCUCUCAGUGUAUUCACUGUAGCCAAAAACAUGCUCACUGGUCCCAUUUCGCAGUCUAUUGGAAACUUAGGAAACUUGACUUUGCUCUAUCUCUACAAUAAUUUUCUGUCUGGACCUAUUCCUGAAGAGAUUGGAAAUCUCACAUCUCUUGAGGAUCUUGCACUUGAUAAUAACAAGCUCACCGGUAAUAUUCCCAAUUCCAUUGCUAAUUUGAAAAAGUUAACUUCUUUAUCCCUUCUUGGAAACAAUCUUACAGGACAUAUUCCAUCCUCCAUUGGAAAUUUAACCAAUCUCAUUGAAUUGCUACUUUAUGAAAACUACUUAGAGGGGACCAUCCCUCCUGAAUUGGGAAAGUUGAAGUUGCUAGUUGACAUUUUUCUUUUCAGAAACCAACUAAGCGGUGUUCUUCCAGAUGUUUUUACUAAUCUCACCCGUUUAAAAAUGCUAGAACUAUCUCAAAACCGUCUUACUGGUCAUUUACCACAAAGUCUUUGCAGUGGUGGCUCACUAACAUGGUUAGUGAUAUAUGAGAAUGACUUUGUGGGUGCCAUGCCUAGAAGCCUAAAAAACUGCUCUAGCUUACAAGCUAUCGAUGUCCAAAGAAACCAACUAUCAGGAAACAUAACUGAAGAUUUUGGUGAUUACCAACAUGUGGACCAUAUUGAUUUAAGCGAUAAUUUGUUUUAUGGCACACUGUCUUGGAAUUGGAGCGCCUUUCUGAAUUUGACAAAGCUGAAGAUUUCCAACAAUAAUCUUACUGGCAGAAUACCAACAGGGCUUGGCGAAGUAUCUCUCCUGCAACAACUUCACCUUUGUUCUAAUCGCUUACAUGGGAAAAUUCCAAGAAGUCUGGGGAAAUUGAAUUUGUUGCUUGAGCUUAAGCUGGACAACAACCAUCUAUCAGGCAAUAUACCAUCAGAAAUUGGUCAGAUGUCUAGACUUUUAAAUCUAAGUUUGUCGGCCAAUAACCUUAGUGGCUCUAUUCCAGAAAAAUUAGGCCAUUGCACACAGCUAUUGGAACUGAAUUUGAGCCACAAUGCACUCAUUGAAGGCAUACCUUCUCAAAUAGGAAUUCUUCCCUCGCUAGAAACUCUUGAUCUCAGCCAAAACAUGUUGGAAUCCAAAUUGCCACCAGAGCUAGGCGAUUUGAAAAGCAUUGAGAAGAUUAAUCUUUCACAUAAUAGGAUAACAGGAACCAUCCCCUCCAGCUUUGAUCAUUGCUUCAGUCUGAUAUCUAUUGAUAUAUCCUACAAUCAAUUGGAAGGUCCUCUUCCCAACAUUACUGCAUUUCAAAAAGCUCCAUUUGAUGCCCUGAGAAACAAUAAAGGUUUAUGUGGCAGAGUUGUCGGAUUGAAGCCUUGCCCUCAAUCAACUCAAAAGGAAACCAGUAGAAGGACAAGUAAAAGGAUUAUUUUCCUAAUUGUGCUUCCACUAUUAGGAACCAUGUUUCUUUUGACAGUGGUUGUGGGCAUUUUAAUCAUUUCACGGUCACAUCCGAGACAUGUGGAGAAUAAACCUGUGGAAUUAACAGGAAAUUUGUUCACUAUCUGGAGCUUUGAUGGGAAAAUGGUCUAUGAAAACAUCAUUGAUGCAACAGAAAAUUUUGACCCCAAGUAUUGCAUCGGAGUGGGAGGAUGUGGAAGUGUUUUUAGAGCAGAGUUGCCAAAUGGUCAAGUUGUUGCUGUCAAGAAACUUCAUGCAACAGAUGGUGGUACCUUGAGGAGGUUGAAAGAUUUCACCAAUGAGAUCCGUGCACUAACAAAUGCACGGCAUCGAAACAUCGUGAGGCUGUACGGAUUCUGUACACAUAUAGAACAUACUUUCUUGGUAUAUGAAUUCUUGGAAGGGGGAAGCUUGAUGCACCUGUUGAGCAAUGAUGAAACAGCGUCCAAGUUUGACUGGAGCAAGAGGGCAAACAUGGUAAAAGAUAUGGCAAAUGCAUUUUCCUAUAUGCAUCAAUAUUGUUCUCCUUCAAUAGUUCAUAGAGAUAUAUCUAGCAAAAACAUUUUGUUAGAUUCCGAGUAUCAAGCUCGCAUCUCUGACUUUGGCACAGCAAGGCUCAUCAGGCCUGAUUCAUCUAAUUGGACUACAUUUGCUGGAACUUAUGGAUAUGCUGCUCCAGAACUUGCUUAUACAAUGGAAGUAAAUGAAAAAUGUGAUGUUUAUAGUUUUGGUGUAUUGGCUUUAGAAGUGAUCAUGGGCAAGCAUCCCGGUGAUUUCAUAUCGUCAAUAUUGUCAGCACCAUCCUCUACUUCAACAGCACAUAGUGUGUUGCUCAAAGAUAUUGCAGAUCCUCGUCUUUCUUCUCCAAGUAAGCAAGAAUCAAACAUAGUGGUGUUGGUGGCAAAGCUGGCAUUGUCAUGUAUAGAUCCCAAUCCUCAGUUGAGGCCGACCAUGAAACAAGUGUCCGACCAACUAUCGAAAGAAAUUCCAACUCAAUUCAACAUAUUUCCAAUGGUUACAAUUGGACAACUUCUUGAUCUGGAAACCACAAAUUUUAGAGCUUCUCUUGAGCCAGGCUCCGGAGUUGGAGUACUAAAGAAAGCAUCUGGACUACCUGGUCCGCGGUAG
Molecule: messenger RNA, 3603 nt
Organism: Coffea arabica (coffee)
Lineage: Eukaryota; Viridiplantae; Streptophyta; Magnoliopsida; Gentianales; Rubiaceae
Source: RefSeq, a predicted model, not a curated record